AUGCACAGAAGGUCACCUGACGGUCGAUUUAUAGUAGAGCUGCCGCUAAAAUCUGACGUACCCUUGGGAGCCUCACGAAGUUAUGCUGUUCGAAGUCUACUAAGCAUCGAAAAAAGACUUGCGCGAGAUGACGACCUAUGCCAACGCUACAAUGAGUUCAUGCAAGAACUCAUCGACAUGAAGCACAUGGAACUUGCACCACCGCCAACGGAUCAAACGUUCUAUAUGCCGCAUCACCCCGUUGUAAAAGAGUCAAGCGUCACGACUAAAUUGAGAGUCGUGUUCAAUGCGUCCGCCAAAACCACCACCGGGAAUUCGUUGAACGAUGCAUUAUUUAACACAUCGCUACGCAGUAACCGCGGACAUCGCGAAAAUGUACCGCCAAAUAUGCAUGUCCACGAAAAACCUCGAUCUACACCGCACUGUCUGGCGUCGUGA
Messenger RNA from Anastrepha obliqua, 438 nucleotides. RefSeq lists its product as uncharacterized. The transcript has 2 exons. Bases 1 to 438 code for a protein of 145 amino acids. Lineage: Eukaryota; Metazoa; Arthropoda; Insecta; Diptera; Tephritidae. The record is from RefSeq and is a predicted model, not a curated record.